CAAAGUAAAAUCCGUACAUUAGAUUCAACGUCGACAAAUCGAACAAGUUGGACAUUCGAGGGAAUGGCACUUGACUUCGCCGCGGGCUGCGUGGGAGGCGCUGCCGGUGUUUUGGUUGGACAUCCGUUCGACACAGUGAAGGUGCGGCUUCAGGUUCAAAAUGCAGACAAGCCUCUCUACCGCGGCACAUAUCACUGCUUCCAGUCCAUCGUGCGCCAGGAGUCGACGUUGGGUCUGUACAAAGGCCUGGGCUCUCCCAUGAUGGGCCUGACCUUCAUCAACGCCAUCGUGUUCGGCGUGCAGGGCAACGCCAUGCGCAAGUUGGGCCACGACACGCCGCUCAACCAGUUCCUGGCGGGCGCCUCGGCGGGCGCCAUCCAAUGCGUCAUCUGCUGCCCCAUGGAGCUGGCCAAAACUCGCAUGCAGAUGCAAGGCACUGGGGAGAAGAAAUCCAAAAGGAAGGUGUACAAGAACUCUCUGGACUGCCUGCUGAGGAUCUACAACAAGGAAGGCAUUCGGGGCAUCAACCGCGGCAUGGUGACCACGCUCAUCCGCGAGACCCCCGGCUUCGGCGUCUACUUCCUGGCGUACGACGUGCUGACACGCCGCCUGAGCUGCGAGCCGGAGGACCCCUACCUGAUCCCCAAGCUGCUGUUCGCCGGCGGCAUGUCCGGCAUCGCCUCCUGGAUCUCCACCUACCCCGUGGACGUCAUUAAGUCCCGACUGCAGGCGGACGGCCUGGGCGGCGUGCACCGCUACGACGGCAUCAUCGACUGCGUGCGGCAGAGCGUUCGCAAGGAGGGCUGGAGGGUGUUCACGCGCGGUCUCACCUCCACGCUGCUCCGGGCCUUCCCGGUCAACGCCACCACCUUUGCCACCGUGACUCUCUUCCUGCUUUACAUGCGGAAGGACGACGAGUGCGUCCUGACGGGUCCCGAGCCGCACGCGGCGCCCAUGCCGCCGUUGCAGCCGCAGACCCAGGCCAGCAGCAUCUGAGCUCAGCCGCGCUAAGCAGAAAAGUGAUUGUAGCUGCAUAUCAGACAGGCAUUAUAUUUAAGAAUGAUCCAUUAGUCAGAUAAAACUGCACUUGUACAUAUAUACAGUAGUCAGUUUUUGUAUACUUCCUUUUCUAUGGUCAUUAAAGGAGAGCUAAUACGGUUACAGAAGUUACAGCAGUACACCGUAAAUAGGUUGAAAUGCUGCUUUGUCCUACCUUUGCUGGUAAAUCUUCAACUAGCUGUCUACACUACACUUUGGUUCAUUUUUCAUAAUGGUUACCAGAGGUGGAUCACUCGAGGCAAACCUAAGUUGAAGCGUGGAGACUCCCACCUCCGACAAUCAUGGAAAUCUGUCACACUUGCUGUACAUACAUGUAAAUAUUACAUUUGUCUCUUGAGCGCUCAGCGGUGUCAUUUUCGGUGUCUUUCUCGUUUUACUCCAUUCCUCAACUUGAACCUCCCAAGACAACACAAUCUGCUCAUAGUUAAAUUCUCAGAAAUAAGUGACUCGGUUUCAGACUGAAACAGAAAACAGGAAGAUGUUAGUGAUGAAGUCACAUCAACAAUAAAAAAAAAAAAAAAAAGCUGACCGUCCGAUAACA
Molecule: messenger RNA, 1600 nt
Organism: Syngnathus acus (greater pipefish)
Lineage: Eukaryota; Metazoa; Chordata; Actinopteri; Syngnathiformes; Syngnathidae
Product: mitochondrial basic amino acids transporter-like
Exons: 6
Coding region: 64-996 (310 amino acids)
Biological process (GO): mitochondrial L-ornithine transmembrane transport
Cellular component (GO): mitochondrion
Molecular function (GO): high-affinity L-arginine transmembrane transporter activity
Source: RefSeq, a predicted model, not a curated record